UAAAACACAAGUCAAUAUUGACAUGUCAAAGUUCAGUCAGUCGAAAGGUGUGGAGUGUAAGUAAACGGAUUUUACACUUUUCUGAUGUUCUCAACGUGAAAUAAUUAGUCCGGUUUAAAUGUUGUAUUAGUGUGGUGUUUUAAUGAAAUCAGCCUUUGAUUUCUAAAUUAAAUUAGUCCCAGCUAGCAAAAUGGCUUCUGGAGACACAAUCGAAUCUAUUCAAACUAUGGAUACAAUUCAAAUGACGAAUAUGAACAGCUCCAAGGAUAUUCCAGGAUACCGUGAAUCAUCAGAGACCGAAGAAAUAGAUGAUAAAGAUGACAAUUCCGUUCCAUACAAAAGCGUACAAGACAUUAGCCAGAAAAAUCUUCCCAACGACAACAAACCAAAAAAUGAACGAGAAAGGAAGAUCGGCCAUAGGCGGGUCGGUGUGGGGGGAGAAAUCACAUAUAAGAAAAUUCAGACGACACAGAUUAUGGGGUCGAUACAAUUGGGUAUUCAACACGCAGUCGGAGGGUUGGCGUCGAAGCCCGAAAGAGAUUUGCUCAUGCAGGAUUUCAUGACAGUGGAAACGACGAAUUUCCCUAGCGAAGGUUCGAACCAUACGCCCGCCCACCACUUUUCGGAGUUCAAGUUCAAAAAUUACGCGCCCAUAGCUUUCAGGUACUUCCGGGAUCUGUUCGGCAUUCAACCGGAUGAUUUUUUGAUGUCGAUGUGCAAUUCGAGAUUAAGAGAAUUAUCGAAUCCAGGCGCAAGUGGUUCGAUAUUUUACGUCACCCAAGAUGACGAAUUUAUUAUUAAGACUGUACAACAUAAGGAGGGAGAAUUUUUACAAAAAUUAUUAGCAGGAUAUUAUAUGAAUCUCAAUCAGAAUCCUAGGACGUUACUACCGAAAUUUUUCGGACUUUAUUGUUAUCAGUGUAAUAGUAAAAACGUAAGACUGGUAGUCAUGAAUAACUUAUUACCUAGCUAUAUAACGAUGCAUCAUAAGUACGAUCUGAAAGGGAGUACCUACAAGAGAAAGGCUUCGAAAGCUGAACGAUCUAAACGGGCUCCGACUUACAAAGAUCUGGAUUUCAUGGAACACCAUCCGGAGGGCAUUUUCAUGGAGGCUGAUACCUACAACGCUUUAACCAAAACGAUACAAAGAGACUGUAGGGUAUUAGAAAGUUUUAAAAUUAUGGAUUACAGUUUACUAUUAGCCAUACACAAUUUGGAUCAGGCGCAGAAAGAAAAAAUGGAAAGGAAAUCUCAGAUCAACCUGGACAGGCUGCAGGUGGAGGGGGAGGCGGGCGACUCGAAUACCGUGUUGAUUCGCGAAGAGAGGGAGAGAGAAAAAGAAGACAGAAUGGCCACUGCGGGCGCCUUGAACCGCAGCCGGUCGAUAAACAGGCAAAGGCUGGUCGCACAUUCCACUGCUAUGGAGAGCAUUCAGGCUGAAUCCGAACCGAUAGACGAAGACGACGAUACACCACCUGGCGGAAUACCUGCGAGAAACGCCAAGGGGGAGCGACUUCUCUUGUUCAUAGGAAUAAUAGAUAUCUUGCAGAGUUAUAGGUUAAAGAAAAAAUUGGAACACACCUGGAAGUCCAUGAUUCAUGACGGUGAUACUGUUUCUGUACAUAGACCUAGUUUUUAUGCUCAGAGAUUCAUGAAAUUCAUGUCCCAGACUGUAUUCAAAAAGAUUCCAUCACCUCUAAAACAUUCACCGUCGAAGCGAAAAUCGUUGUCCAGGCCUUUGGGACGACACGAGGAAACCAACGAGAGAGAAACUACUGCUCAGGUGAAAAGCAAUAAUACAGUGCAAGUUAACGGCGGCAAGAGCGCUUCGCAAUCCGAACCGCCCUUUGCGAAAACGACGGUACCAUCGGCCCGCCCCGCAACCGGUACGCCUCUGCUGUCUCCCGCUGCUUCGCUGACAUCCCCUCCAUCGGCGUAUCCCGCCGUGCUGGUCGGACGGUCGAACAGCGACGCGAAGGGCAAGGUGCCGCCUCCGGUGCCGCCCCGUGGUACGCCCAAAGUGAAGCGCGGGUGCGAGAAAGGCGUAGCUCCAAGUUGCUGCAGUACGCCGCCUCCAACGUACGAGGGUUUGGACGAUGAACCGUCGCACGUAAGACUAGCCAUGGGGGCGGCAUCUUCGCUGCCCUCCCACGUACAUUCUGGAUCUCAUGCGUCUUCGACCACCCAGUCGUACGUGUCGCUACAUCAUAUCGCCGUCAGGAAUUACAAGGACGAUGCUUUGAGUUAUAGCGACAUAAAAUUAGAGUCUCGACCGGAGAACAAGUCCUCAUCGCUAAGCGUUGAGUCGGGCAGUUCAGGUGCGGGUGGACACUCGAGUCAUUCCAGGGGGUUGGCAUGGACGCCCCCAACGUCCGUCGAAGGCUCCACUCCGACCUGGACUGAAGGUACACCCUCUUUUACCGAAUCAUCAAGUAGUGGAGAUAUGGGUUGUCCAACAACUCCCUUGCGGCAAGCAACUCAUUCGUCUACUAAGUCUCAUCAUAAAAAAACUGUGGAGCACGCUAUCAAUUGUCUUACCACUGAAAUGAAUUCUUCCAUACUGACAAUGGAACCGUCUCGAGCGAGAAAGUAACGACACACUUUGGAUAAAGUUGCAAGCAAUGUUACAGCGCUGAGCCUCGUUCCGGUUACCUCCCCCUCUCAAAUAACAACGGAGAAACUUUAAAAAGAAAAAACCGUUUCCAGUUUUCCAGCCUUGUGGGAAGCGAGCCGGCUCUCUUUUUUUUGACGAAAAAAAAAACCGCCAGACGCGCUGCGCACGUGAAAAAACAAACGCUGGUGUUUUUGUGAAGCUUUAAUAUCAAUGUACAAAUUUGGUGGCACGUUUUGUUGUAAAUUUACGCUGCAGAUGGACUGUGACAGGGUCGCGAUACAAUAAUAGCAACGACACGUUGCGAUCCUGUCAGAUUUUAUCGGCUUAUAUAAAUAAUAUAAAUAUAUACAAAUAU
Molecule: messenger RNA, 2969 nt
Organism: Psylliodes chrysocephalus
Lineage: Eukaryota; Metazoa; Arthropoda; Insecta; Coleoptera; Chrysomelidae
Source: the annotation of a GenBank genome assembly